This is a messenger RNA of Hypomesus transpacificus, 6266 nucleotides long. RefSeq names its product protein Wiz-like. Gene Ontology annotation, cellular component: nucleus. Lineage: Eukaryota; Metazoa; Chordata; Actinopteri; Osmeriformes; Osmeridae. Gene Ontology annotation, molecular function: RNA polymerase II cis-regulatory region sequence-specific DNA binding; DNA-binding transcription factor activity, RNA polymerase II-specific. The record is from RefSeq and is a predicted model, not a curated record. Gene Ontology annotation, biological process: regulation of transcription by RNA polymerase II.
UCGAGUAUGUGGUCGCUGCCGAAGGCUCACGCAAAAAACUGAGUACUGAUGCGAUACCGUUAAUACAGCCACGGCUCGUGCAUCUUAGUGCAUGCAUGGACCGCGGACACCGGCAGCUUCGUUCGGGUAAAGCAUGAAGAAAGGUGCAUUAUCAAGGCUGUCCUAGAGCCGAGGUCGUUUUCUGGGAAGACAGGAGUGUGAUGUAGCAGUGCUGGUGAGCAGGUCGUAGAGGUGUGGUCUGUCCUGGCCUCAUGGAGCCAGCAGGGGGCGCUCUCCCCCCCCCAGGGCCCAGCCUCGGAGCCCCUCCCUUCCCCCCUGCCCAGGACCCUUCCAGCCUCCAUCUCACCUCGCAGCAGUCCUGCUCCCUGCCUGGACUGGAUCGUGUCCCCAGCAGAGGCCUGUGGUGCGGGGCACCAGAGGGGACAGGAGAGGGGGGGUGUGGGAGGGCAGGACAGGGGGGGGCUGAGGAGGGAGGUGAGGUGCUGGAUGUAGGGAGGAGAGCACAGAGGAGAUUCAGAUCCUCAGCCUUCCCCUCCUCCCUCACCUGGGACUCUGACUCUGAGAAGGAGACAUUAGACGAGGAGGAGCUGCAGCACUUUUCUAAUCCUCAUGGUCUGGCUGCACACAGCCCCGGAUCUCCGUCAUCUGGACUGAGAUUGGACAGUGAGGAGGACAAGCCCCUCCCCCUCAAGACACACACAGCCAGUCCAUCGGAGGGGUGGAGCUUAGACAUGACAAGCACACAGGGGGAUGAGUCCAUUAAUACAUUACCACUCAGCUCAGCAGAGGCGGCAGAAGACAAAGUCUGUAAUGCACCUGUGGCCAGCGUCACACCAAAGACACAACACCAAAUCGAGGAAGAGGAGGUGGAGGGGGAGGGGGGUGAUGGAGGGAUGAACAAGGGAAACGACAGGGAGAGAGAUGUGUACAGUUUCCCUGGAGACUCAGACGGAGAGAGCCCUCCUCCUGCGCCCUGGGCCCACUGCACAUUCAUCCAGAGACAGCGCAGGAAGCGGGCUCUGCUGCACCCCUUCUCAGGCCUGGCCAGACCACCAACCUGGCAACGCAGCCCACCAACCUGGCAACGCAGUGCAGCGGGGGCUGGGAGGGGGACCCCAGAACCCCCGCAGGAGGCUGGAGGGGUCUACAACUUCAGAGAGGAGGAGGAGGUGGUUGCGGAGAAAGGAGGAGAGGGAGGAAAAGAAGUAAAGCAAGAGUUGGAGCAGGAGAUUUUCACCUGUGUGGAAUGUAGUAUUUACUUCAAGAAGCAGAUCCACCUGCAGGAGCACAUGACAGAGCAUGCCCGGAACGCGCCGGCCAUGGCAGAGCACCAGAGACGCCACCAGGAAUCCCGCAACAAGAUCCUGGAGGGGAUCAGGAAGCUGGGGGGAGAGGGGAUCAGGAAGCUGGGGGGCGAGGGGGAUGGAGAAGGGGGACUGGGGGAUGGAGGAAAGAGGACGCUGGGAGGGCCGAGAAUGGUGGGCAGGCUUGGCAGCUCAGCCUCAGACCUAGCCCCAGUUCCUGUCCCAGAUCCAGCCUCCACCCCGGCCUCUAGACGAGCUGUGCCCCCAGGCCGUCGGCCCUACUUCUGCUCCCAGUGUGAUUUCAGCACCAGGACAUCCCAGGUACUGGCCGACCACGCCAAGACCCACAACAGGAAACGCUCCAGUGGACUGCAGCGCACCUCCCCCCGUCUGCGCCCCCAGGCCCAGCCCCCUGGGGAAGACCCCACCUCCGGCCAGAGGGGGGUCAGGGAGCUCCACGGCUCGGCUCCCCCCUUCCAGGCCUCUGGCGCUGGGGAGGCUGAGGAGUUGGGGCCCCUGCCUGGGGAGGCUGAGGAGUUGAGGCCCCUGCCUGGGGAGGCUGAGGAGUUGGGGCCCCUGCCUGGGGAGGCUGAGGAGUUGGGGCCCCUGCCUGGGGAGGCUGAGGAGUUGGGGCCCCUGCCUGGGGAGGCUGAGGAGUUGGGGCCCCUGCCUGGGGAGGCUGAGGAGUUGGGGCCCCUGCCUGGUGCUCACCAGGUGUCCCGGCUCUGCUCCACAGCUGACGGGAGAGUUCCAGAGGGCAGGGCCCCCCUCUUGUCUAGGGUGGCCAGAGAGGGGGGCAGCAGCCCCGGGGCUUUGCCCCCCCGGCGCCCAUCUCUUCGCCCCCUAAGAGAGCUGGCCUUCAAGAGCAUCGGGACGCGAAGGACCAACCGGCGAGGGAGCUCCUCCACCCAGACUCCACCCACACCCACCCAGCCUCCACCCACACCCACCCAGCCUCCACCCACACUGGACAACACCCCUAGUCUGCCUGGGGCUGAGCACCCCCAGGACCAGGGCCAGGACCAGGGCUCUGAUAUGUUGGUGCUAGGACAGAACCGUCUGGGCUCUCAGGUGGAAUCCAGACCGGUCACCAGGGCCAGGUGCAUUCGAGAUGACUCGUCUCCACGACAGCAGAAGCUCCCAGCCUCAUGCCCUAUUGUGGAGAGGGUUGUGAAGCAAGAGGAGGAGGAAGAGGAGGAGGAAGAGGAGGAGGAAGAGGAGGAGAGGACAGUAUCAUUAUCUCGGAGUGUGGUCUUCACUAAAAACCACAAAGAAGAAGAGGAGGAGGAGGAAGAUGAAGAAGAUAGAGUGAGGCGUUUCCUAGCGGAGAGCAUCCUGGCUGAGGAAGAGGAGGAGGAAGGUGAGGAGGAGGAGAGCGGGAACCUUAGAGACGUGGACAGGAAGUGCCCCUACUGCCCCGACCACUUCCACAAUGGCAUCGGCCUGGCCAAUCAUGUGAGAGGGCACCUGAACCGAGUGGGCGUGAGCUACAAUGUCCGUCACUUUAUCUCCCCGGAGGAAGUGAAUGCCAUCGAGAGGAAGUUUUCCUACCAGAAGAAGAAGAAGAAAGUCGCCAACUUCGACCCGGACACCUUCAGUGUGAUGCGCUGUGAGUUCUGCAGCGCUGGGUUCGACACGCGGGCAGGUCUGUCCAGCCACGCCCGCGCCCACCUGCGAGACUUUGGCAUCACCAACUGGGAGGUGACGGUCUCUCCCAUUCACAUCCUGCGGGGGCUGUUCUCCAGCCGCCCCGACCUGGCCCUCCCCACCGCGCCCCCACGCAGCCCCGGGACCCGGGAGGAGGACGAGGAGGAAGGUGGAGAGAGGAGGAGAGCUGCCCCUGAGUCCAGCCUGGUGUCCCUGCCGCCCCCCCAGGCCUGGAGGGCGGAGCCCCCAAGGAAGCAUGCUGACGGUGAGGAGGAGGAAGGAGAGGAAGAGGAGGAGGAGGAAGAGGAGGAGGAGGAGGAGGAAGGGAAGGAGAUGCCAGACCGGUCCAGUCCCAGUGCUACCAGCCCAGCCUCCAGGAUAGGGCUGUCCUCCUUGGAUGGUGAGGACUCCAGCCCCAGAGAGCAGCUCAGCUCCAGGGGGGGCCUGCUGAGGUGUGAUCUGUGUGGCGCUCCGUUUGAGACGAGGCGUGGCCUCUCCAGCCACGCCCGCUCCCACCUGCGCCAGCUGGGCGUCGGCCUAUCAGAGAGCAGCGGCGCUCCCAUCGACCUGCUUUAUCAGAUCACCAAGGAGCGCGGCCACCAACCCCCUGUCAUCAAGACCACCCCGUCGCCCCGCCCCCCUGUCGCCAAGACCACCCCCCCGCCCCUCCCAGCGCUGGCCUUCCAGAAGCAAGAGUGUGAAGACAUGGACUCUGACGACAAGCCCGUCUCCCUCUCCCCCCUGGCCCCCACCCCCUCACCCCCCCCUCCCCCCGCCCUGGCCCGGCCCUACCCGCCCUCCCCCUCGUCCUCCCCCUUCUCCUCCCCCGGGGUGAGGAAAGUCCCCAUUUCCUCCCUGCUGCCGGUGUCCUCCCCCCUGUGCCCCCCCGGGGGGGGGAGGAGUUUAGGCGACCCCAGCAGCAGCAAGCCCUUCUGGGCCCCCCAGGAGACCGAUGCUCCCCUCAACCUCACCCUGGAGGUGGACCCCACCAAGGACAUCAUCUGCCAGCUGUGUGGGGCGUGGUUCGAGACCAGGAAGGGCCUCUCCAGCCACGCCCGCGCCCACCUGCGCCACUUUGGGGUCGAGUACUCUGAGUCCAGGGGCUCCCCCAUCGACCUGCUGGACCAGCUCAUCCACACGGACGACUUCAAACACAGGGCUUCCACCCUCUCCUCCACCCUCUCCUCCCCCAAACGCCCCAUCUCCUCCUCGCCCCUCCUCUACAAGGUCACAUCUGUCCGGGGAGGGGCAGGGUCCAAAGCUACCUCAUCUCUGAUUGGUCCAGCUCCGAAGCGUGCCAAGCCCUCCCAGAUACAAGUCUUCCGUCUGAGUGGUGGAGAGCUGAUGCCCCUCCCCCACAGUGAGCCCACCAAGGAGAUUGCCUGUGAGUUCUGCGGAGAGUUCUUCGAGAACCGAAAGGGCCUGUCCAGCCACGCGCGCUCUCACCUGCGCCAGAUGGGCAUCACAGAGUGGACGGUGAACGGUUCCCCCAUCGACACCCUCCGAGAGGUCAUCACCCACCGGGGCCUUGCCUGCGCCCUCCCCCUCCGCCCCCUCAAAACCCCCCCUCCCUCCCCCGGGCACUCCCCUGCCUCCCCCUCCUCUGCCGUCACCCUGCUGGGCCGUCUUCCUUUCGCCUUCGCCCACCCCUCCGCCUCCCCCACGCCCGCACGCAAGCCUCCCCCCGCCCCUCCCCCCGCCUCCUCCUCCCUGGUGGCCAAGCUGAAGCCAGAGCCUGUGCAGCUGGAGGUGACCCUGGGGGGCAGAGGGGCCGUAGGGGCUGGGGGGGGGCGGAGGUUUGGGUCAGAGGCGCUGAAGUCCUGGAGCAGCUCUGAUGGGAUGCUGCCUCUCAACCUGGCUGUGGCCCAGGAGGCGGAGCCUACGAGAGACAUCCGCUGUGAGUUCUGCGGAGAGUUCUUCGAAAACCGAAAGGGCCUGUCCAGCCACGCCCGCUCUCACCUGCGCCAGAUGGGCAUCACAGAGUGGACGGUGAACGGUUCCCCCAUCGACACCCUCCGGGAGGUCAUGCUCCAGAGGGGGGGGGGGGCCCAGUCCCCUCCACCAACCCCGGGGGUGAAGAGGGAGGGAGGGGGGGCCUGGGAGGGAGGGGGGGCGGGGCUUAGCUUCCAGAGGAAGUCCGCCCUCAACCUGCUCCACUCUGGGUCCCGCCUCCAUCGCCACGGCCUGGGGGCUCUGUCCUCCGGCCCCCCUGGGGGGAAGCUGCUAGGGGCCGUGCCCCUGGGGAAGAGGCCCCUGCUGCUGGAGACCCCCACGCCCCCCCCAGAACGGGCCUUCUCCCCCCAGUCCCCCCCGCCUCCUGAGCUGCCCUUCAGGGGGAAGUCCUCCCCAGACAAGCAGGGAGCCGGGCACCAGGAUGCCAGCUGUGAGUUGUGUGGGUUCUACUUUGAGAACCGUAAGGCCCUGGCCAGCCACGCCCGGGCUCACCUGCGGCAGUUUGGGGUGACGGAGUGGUGCGUGAAUGGCUCCCCCAUCGAGACGCUGAGCGCCUGGAUGAAGAGCCGAGCUCCCAGGCUGCUGGACAUGCACCGCUGCUACACCCAGGGCAGCCGGAGGGAACCCCCACGCAUGAAGAGCAGCUCAUCCGUGUCUCCCUCCUCCUCCCCCGACCACGCCCUCUCCUCCUCCCAGUGUGGGGUGGGCGUGUCCCCCGGGGCCCAUGUGGGCGUGGCCCGGAGUGCAGGGGCUGACUCUGGACCCUUCUCCGCUCCAUCCACCCGCCCCAGCCCUGCCACAAACUCACACUCACACACGCUCACACACCCACAGGUGGCUCGCAGUGAACUCAACGUCCGUCUGCCAAGAGGUUUUGAGAGGCGCCCCCCCAAGCAUCCGUCCCACCCUGAUGAGGGAGAGGGGGACAGUGCCCCCCCCAGGCCCCCCCGCUCCGGCACUGUCCCCUCCCUGGUCCCCAGGCCCCCGUCCUCCCCCCUGGUCACCUUGGUGGGCAAGCUCUACACACUCAAGUGCCGGUUCUGUGAGGUGGAAUUCCAGGGGCCUCUGUCCGUCCAGGAGGCCUGGAUCCGUCACCUGCAGCAGCACAUCCUGCAGCUCAACUACACCAAGCCUGCCUCUCCCUCUGCUGCCCCCGGCCCUGCCUCUCCCUCUGCUGCCUCCAGCCCUGCCUCCCCCCCUGCUGCCUCCAGCCCUGCCUCCCCCUCUGCUGCCUCCAGCCCUGCCUCCCCCUCUGCUGCCCCCGGCCCUGCCUCCCCCUCCGCUACCUCCAGCCCUCCUCCCCCAGCCUUCCUCCUCCCUCCCCCACCAACUCCUCUGCCUCCAACCCCAGCCCUGUCGUGA